AUGCAUAGUCUGGCCCAUGAUGUAGGAGAUGUACUGUAUGCUGGUUUACUGUAUGAUCAAGUAUGGGCUCUAGCCCUUGCUAUUAAUAAUGCUAUUGAACUAUACAACAUAUCAAUGGAGGACUAUAGCUAUGAUCAAUAUGAGGUCACCGAUAAAAUAGAAGAAUCGUUAAGUCAGGUUAGUUUCAGAGGUGCUACUGGACACAUUAUGUUCUCAAGGAGAAGAGAAGUAUCAACACCAAUUAAUAUAUAUCAGGUAAAUUCGUACGCUUCUGAACCUCAUGUACCAAUUGGAUAUUAUGAUUCAUACCAUAAAACAAUAAAUAUAACUACUAACAAUCUUCCAACUGAUGAAAUCAGUACAGUAGUUAUCUCGAUACCAAGUGAUGUUGCCAUUGGACUGUAUGUAGCUGUACUGUCAGUAGCAAUUAUUGUUACCAUCAUAUUGAUAUGUCUACUGUAUCACAGAUCUAAGCCACCAGUAAAAGCAACGAGUCCAUUUGUAAGUCUCUUGAUAUUUUUGGGUUGUUACCUGGCCUUAUUGAAUGACUUGAUGAGAAUUACUUAUGCAUCAUUUCCUCAUGUUAUAUCCGAUAUCCUUUUUGUAGUAUUUUGCAAUGUUAGCUUACCCAUAUUCUUCAACGGGUGUACUUUUAUUUUCUUCACUUUGCUCAUUAAGCUAAUGCGGGUCAGAAAAAUAUUCUAUAACAAAAAACUAAGCAAGUAUCUUAGCCCUUUCUGGAGCAAUAAAGUCAUUGCGAUGGUUGUCAUAAUGAUGACAGUAUUUCCUAACUUGGUCAUAUUAUCAUGGAUGAUUCUGGAUCCGUAUAGAAAAAAAUCAAUAAUAACAAAUAACACAGAUGGGCCACUACUGUAUAACGAAAAGGUCAAUAUAUGUAAAAGUUCCAGGCUUGAAUUCUUGUUUAUUUUUAUUUUUCUCUAUCUAUUCAUCAUAUUUGUAAUUACUAUCAUCACUUCUUCUCGUACAAGAAAGAUAAAGCAUAAAGAUUUCAAGGACACAAAGAAAGUAAAUGCUUUUAUAUACUUGUAUGUUCUAACUUUUACAUUUAUGGCUUGCUUAAUUGCAUUCUUUGAUUUAAUGGAUAUGCCGAUCAUUGCACAUUAUUUUGCCAUAUCAUUUUCAUUGAUCAUUGUGUGUGAGUGUGUCUUUAUUCUGUUUCUUCCUAAACUUAUCAGCUUAUUAUUUAAUAAUGAGCAAAGUGAUGUUGUUAAUUUUUUGUAAUCAAUUCUUUGUUAAAAGAUCAUUGUGACAUUAUUUUAA
Amphimedon queenslandica is the source of this 1281-nucleotide messenger RNA. RefSeq names its product gamma-aminobutyric acid type B receptor subunit 1-like. Gene Ontology annotation, biological process: gamma-aminobutyric acid signaling pathway; G protein-coupled receptor signaling pathway. The transcript has a single exon. Gene Ontology annotation, cellular component: membrane; G protein-coupled receptor heterodimeric complex. Gene Ontology annotation, molecular function: G protein-coupled GABA receptor activity. The record is from RefSeq and is a predicted model, not a curated record. Lineage: Eukaryota; Metazoa; Porifera; Demospongiae; Haplosclerida; Niphatidae. Bases 1 to 1242 code for a protein of 413 amino acids.